AUGUUCAGACGACCUGUCCCAGAAGUUGUUGAAAUUCGUGAACAAGCUGAAUUUGAACUUGAUAUUAAAUCAUUGCGUGAGAGACAACGAAGUAUGUUUUAAAAUGUAUAUCUUAUCGAUGAAAAAUCUAAUAUAAUUCUGUUUUUAGGAAAAUUUUAUCG
Didymodactylos carnosus is the source of this 161-nucleotide messenger RNA. The record is from the annotation of a GenBank genome assembly. NCBI's taxonomy places the organism in Eukaryota, Metazoa, Rotifera, Eurotatoria, Philodinida, Philodinidae.